AUGGAGGAAGAACUCAAGAGCUUGAUCAAAGUAUGGUUUUGUGCAAUAAUCUCCAUAUCUUAUUGUUACUACUUACCACCCAGAAUCAAAUCUGGUGUUCCUCGAUUACUCUCUGUUUUCCCCGUUCUUGCUCUGUUUCUUGUUCUUCCUCUGCUUUUCUCCUCUGUGCAUUUAUCUUUAAUCACAGCCUUUUUCCUCGCAUGGCUUGCUAAUUUCAAACUUAUACUUUUCUCCUUCGAUAAAGGUCCUCUAACCCCACUUCCCACAAAUCUCUCCCGAUUCUUCUGCUUCACUUGCUUCCCAAUCAAAGCCCAACAAAACCCUAAAUCUCAUAGUCAUUUGCCAAAAUUAUCUUUCGCCAUCAAAGUUGUCAUCUUUGGUGUGCUACUACAUCUAUAUGGCUACAGACGAAACCUUUCUCCGACUCUGCUAUUGGCUCUGUACUUUGCGCAUCUAUACUUGGAGAUUGAGAUCAUUUUAACGUUCGUCAAAGUUGUGGUUUUUAUCUUUCUUGGCUGCGACCUCGAACCACAGUCCAAUAAACCAUACUUAGCCACAUCUCUACAAGAUUUCUGGGGUCGCCGUUGGAAUCUCAUGGUUCCAGCGAUUCUUCGGCCAGCAGUUUACGCCCCGAUGCGGCGAGUCUCUGAACGCAGAAUGAGCUCCGGCUGGGCUCUGUUUCCGGGGAUUUUAGCAGCGUUCGUUGUCUCCGGUUUGGUUCACGAGCUGCUCUUCUUCUAUUUAACUCGUGAGACGCCAACAGGGGAAGUUACUCUGUUUUUCGUGGUACAAGGCGUUUGCACUGCCGCGGAAUUGGCGGUGAAGAAGAAGACGACGGUGAUGAAGCGGUGGCAGUUGAGUCCGGCGGUGUCUCGGCUGCUCACGGUGGGGUUUGUGUUUGUGACCGGUGGUUGGUUGUUUACACCUCAGCUUAUAAGGAGCGGUGUGAUUGAGAGAUACACCAAUGAAGCUUUAUUGUUCGUUAAUUUCGUUGAGCAGAAGUUAUCUACUGUUUUGUUGGGAUAUUUAUGA
Molecule: messenger RNA, 1032 nt
Organism: Eutrema salsugineum
Lineage: Eukaryota; Viridiplantae; Streptophyta; Magnoliopsida; Brassicales; Brassicaceae
Product: probable long-chain-alcohol O-fatty-acyltransferase 5
Exons: 1
Coding region: 1-1032 (343 amino acids)
Biological process (GO): lipid metabolic process
Source: RefSeq, a predicted model, not a curated record